AUGUUGUCUAUUACACAACACAUUCAAUCUGGGUUAGAAGUGAAACGAAACUUAAACCAGUCUGUAAGUCUGGUUUUGAUGCAAGAGAAGCACUUCCUUGGGUCCAAGCUGGUGAAGGUAGGAUUUUCACACUUUAAUGAUUAUUGUAUGUUGCAUAGUUGCGCACAGGUCAUAUUUGCACAGAUUUUUAGUCUUGAUGAACGAACUUUGUAUUAUUUCCAUGUAUUACCAUUUAAAAGUUUAUAUGUAUCUUACCAUCUUAACCUACAGUUUAAUUGUCCUUUUUUGUCAAUUUUAGACUGUACCUCACUGUUCUCCAAAAUGUUCAAAUAUCAGAUCUUUUGCUUCUUGUGGCUGUGGCUACUUCUCCUGGUAUGCAACGUAUCCGGGCAGUUCAGCAACUUCAAGCGGAGUUCGGAAGUGCAGGAGGGCGACGUAAGACUUACAGGCUCUAAUCUCCUCUUUGGGGGUCGAGUGGAGAUCUACCAUGCAGGAGAGUGGGGGACGGUGUGCGACGAUGGAUGGGACCUCAAUGAAGCCCACGUUGUGUGUCGCCAGCUGAAAUUCCCUCGUGCAAAAUCUGUUCUGACAGGACAAAACUAUGAUAUAAAAGCUCCUGGGCCAAUAUGGUUGGAUGACAUGGAAUGCAAAGGUACAGAGAAGUACCUACAUGCUUGUAUUUUCAAAGGAUGGGGGAUUACAGACUGCACCCACAAGGAGGACGUUGGAGUACAAUGUGAUCCAGGAGUUGUGUCAGAAUUACCACUCUCAUCCUACACCCUUGAUCACAGCAUUGGGUUGUCUGAUCAUCUGAGUGAAAUUUUCAACAAUGAGAGAUUCUGCGAUCUUACAGUCACUGCUCAAAGUUCAGCUUCACAAGCCAAGACACUGCAAACAACGGAUUCAACAACAUUUUGUGCACACAAAGUGAUACUCUCAUAUGUGCAGGCUUUCAAUAUUACAACAGAUACAAAAAACAUUACAGUUCAAAUUGUACCGGACUGCAUACCACAUUUUCCCUCCUUUAUAAGGUACCUGUACACUCGUAGGAUUGAUGCCGUUUUCUCCUCAGUGCAAUGUCUUCACUGGUUGGCCUCUCAGUUUGGGAUGGAACAACUAAAGACGGACACAGGUCUUCUCUUCAGGCAAAUACUUCCUGAUGACAGCUCCUUUGAAACACAAGUGUCUCUUCAUGAAUAUGCCUUAGAGACCAAAGACUUUUUACUGCAAGAGAACUGUCUCCGUUUUUUGGCCUGGAAUUUCGAGAACUUCACCAGGAGUUCAGUUUGGGCCCAGAUCUCUGAGGGUCUCCUCAGUGGUCUUUUGCUUCGCUCAGAUUUAGUUGUGUCUGAUGAGUUAUAUGUACUUAAGGCUGUGGAAGACUGGAUCUUAAACAAUGCUAAAACUAGUUUGGACAGCCAGGUCAGGCUGUUAUCUCUAGUGCGAUUUCCCAUGAUUCCUGCUGAACAGCUGACUGUCACUCAAAUGAUGUCAAACUUCUCACUUUAUAACACGCAUAAGAAUGUCUUUAAUGAAAACAUUCUCAAGGCCCUACAGUUUAAUAUCCAACUUUUAACCAGUAUUAAAUCCGGAGUGAAGAUGGUCAUUAAUGAUGUUGCUUACCAACCACGGAUCUACACCUCUUCCUUGUGGAGCAUUUCCUUCAGUCUCUCUGGGCAAACACAGUCAGGUGGUUUAUAUGGUACACCUUCACCAUAUGGUCCAUCAUACGGAUCAUCAUAUCGUUCAUAUGGUUCACGGAAAUCAUAUCGUUACAAUGAUGAUAGACGUAGGUCUAUCUAUACCCCAUAUCACAGCAGCUCAAUCUUCCAGGACAGAAGAAUAAACUGGGCUGCAGAUAUGUACAUGAACCAAUAUGAGUGUUCAAAUCGAGGUGUGAGGUGUCAGUCUCUCCCAAUGGCCAGUCUCCUAAGUUAUGAAGCCAACUCCAGUCCAGGUGUUGUGUUUCACAACAAGCUUGUGCUACUGUGCCAGGACAGGUAUGUAUGUGAGGUUCAGGACUUCAAGAACAAUUUGUCAUUUCUGUCCACAAAUGCUACACAGUCUCUGACCUACCCAUGCCCAAAUGACGAGUACACAUUUAUUUUUGUAGUGAGACCUGUGUACAAUUGAUAAACAGGAAGUUUCAAAAGUUCCAAUCAUUAUAAUAACUGAGAACAAUGUAUGCAUCUUUAUUGUUAUGUAUUGAAUAUUUGAAAUAUGUUUAUCUAUUGUCUAUCUUUACCAAUAUAAUAUAUACUGACUUUUAUAAUCACUGGUGAUUUUAUGGGAUACACACAAAUAAACUGUUUUCAGAA
Messenger RNA from Boleophthalmus pectinirostris (great blue-spotted mudskipper), 2318 nucleotides. RefSeq names its product galectin 3 binding protein, tandem duplicate 1 (gene lgals3bp.1). NCBI's taxonomy places the organism in Eukaryota, Metazoa, Chordata, Actinopteri, Gobiiformes, Gobiidae. The coding region runs from base 1 to 2133 and encodes 710 amino acids. Gene Ontology annotation, cellular component: membrane. The transcript is spliced from 5 exons. The record is from RefSeq and is a predicted model, not a curated record.